AUGGGAGGUGUGAAUGAUUUGGUCAACCUCGACUGCAUCAAUGAGAUAGAUCUAUUCAAGGACAUAAAAACUCUGCACUCGUUGGCUCAUAAAAGAGGCGUCAAGACCGUUGCCAUGACGAUUUUAGAGGCUUACGUGAAAGAGGAGAAAUUAAGUUACGUAGAUAGUAAAGAGUUUGAGAAAUUAAGAAUAAGCAUAAAUCAGAAAAUAAAAGCAAUGAAUGAAACUGAAGUAAUGUUGGUUUGCGAUACUGCCAUGUUGUUUCCUUAUAAAUCCUUGUCCGACACAAUGAAGAAUUAUUUAUGGACCAAUGAUAAAGUUCAUCCAACACCGCGUGGUUAUGAUCAGUUAGGAAGAGUUAUAUUUCACUGUAUUUAUGAAAAAAUUAGGUCAGAGUUAAAAGUAACAAAUAAUCUGCUCUGA
Molecule: messenger RNA, 423 nt
Organism: Hydractinia symbiolongicarpus
Lineage: Eukaryota; Metazoa; Cnidaria; Hydrozoa; Anthoathecata; Hydractiniidae
Exons: 1
Coding region: 1-423 (140 amino acids)
Molecular function (GO): phosphatidylcholine lysophospholipase A1 activity
Source: RefSeq, a predicted model, not a curated record